Messenger RNA from Lindgomyces ingoldianus, 1464 nucleotides. RefSeq lists its product as uncharacterized. Gene Ontology annotation, biological process: regulation of transcription by RNA polymerase II. NCBI's taxonomy places the organism in Eukaryota, Fungi, Ascomycota, Dothideomycetes, Pleosporales, Lindgomycetaceae. Bases 1 to 1464 code for a protein of 487 amino acids. The transcript has 3 exons. Gene Ontology annotation, cellular component: nucleus. The record is from RefSeq and is a predicted model, not a curated record.
AUGGAACCGAACCGACCCGAUAUUGCACGACAAGUUGGCGAACGAGCAUUGAAUUCGGAUUCGGGAUCGGAGGCGGAUGACGAGGAAAUGGAAGAGUCACCCCAGCCUGCAGAGGCAGUAUCUUCAGAAACCGUACAAACUCGACAGACACAGUCAAAUGCGCCUCCUAUCAACCUCCAGGCCACCGCGCAGAAGGCGCUGAACACGACAACCAAGCUUCCCCCGCCUUUUCCCCACCGCGACUCUGUGGUAGAAGUCGACAGUGAAUCACGCGGCCCCUUCAGUGCAGAUGCUUCCGCCCCGAAGACGAUUGCAGGGUCAUUGACGAAUGGGGGGUGGUUGGGUCCAAAUGGAGUGGAUUCAAAAUCACCUAUCAAUAGCUCUUCCAAACUCGAGGCCACGUCGCCAAACCUGACUGGGAACCGGGCGGGAUCGUAUGCGAAUGGCUACCCCCACGAGGAAUCAUUAGCGACGUCGCCCAAUCUUCGCGAACUCACCAUACCACCGUCAAGAGGGUCACCCAGCCAAAAAUUGCCGGCAUUACAGAAUCCUCACUCGCCCUCACGGGACGGGCCGGGAGCAUCACCCAAUCAAAAGCAAUCAUUACCCCCCUUCAAGCACAUAUCCGAGUUGGCAGACGAGUCCAGAGCAAAUGGAUUCGCUCACCGACAAUCCAUCUCAUCCACAGGCCAAUCACCGACGCAAAUAUCGCGACAACUCUCCAUCAGUUCGGCACGUUCGCCGGGAAGUGCAUUUCCCUCGUUGAGCGCAACAUCACCCAUUAGCGCAAAUAGUGAAAUUGCAACCCGAGACCCGUUUCUAAGAUCUGGUCAACAUCUCACACUCUUCAGCAACACUCGCAGGCCUUCGCAGGCGUCAGAGAAUGGCCCUCCUUACUGUAGCACUUUGCCAUCCGCAUCGACAACCAAUGAUAGCUAUCAAAGUUCCGAUGGGCUUAGCCCCAGAUCGCAACCUACGCCAAUUGAAAACCAGACGCACCGUAUGAGCAUAGAUGGUACAAUAGCGUCGAGAACGUUACCACCACUAAAUGGGCCACCCAUUCAACAUGUUCCACCGCAUGGAUCGGGGGGAUUCAAAUGUGACUAUCCAAACUGCACCGCACUUCCGUUCCAAACCCAGUAUCUCUUGAACUCACAUGCAAACGUCCAUUCCCAAAGUCGACCGCAUUACUGUCCAGUCGCUGGCUGUUCACGAGGCGAAGGUGGAAAAGGCUUUAAGCGGAAGAAUGAGAUGAUUCGGCACGGUCUUGUCCACGCCUCGCCCGGCUACGUCUGUCCUUUUUGCCCCGACCGCGAACACAAAUACCCACGACCCGACAAUCUACAAAGACACGUACGCGUACACCACGUAGACAAGGACAAGGAUGACCCGCAAUUGCGCGAAGUUCUUGCGCAACGCCCUGAGGGCGGAAGUCGUGGCAGAAGGAGAAGGGUAGGAGAAUGA